This is a messenger RNA of Triticum urartu, 3758 nucleotides long. The record is from RefSeq and is a predicted model, not a curated record. NCBI's taxonomy places the organism in Eukaryota, Viridiplantae, Streptophyta, Magnoliopsida, Poales, Poaceae.
UUUUCUGGGGUGCCCUGGUCGAAGGCGGAUCAGCGUGGUUCCCAUACUCUGAUUUGUAGCCAGCGCGGCUCACACGUUUUGUCCGCGUGUCCGCUGUUUAAUUUCGAAUUAUUUGUGCGGAAUCCGUAGUGCCGGGCUGGUGGAUGAGCCGAUGAACUAGGUUUAUUGGCCGUGAACGAAUGGGUAGAACCAAAUGUUGAUGCAUGCAUUGGGCCUCUUAGUACCGUGGAAAUCGCACCGUAACUGUUUGUCUGUUUGACUUACCUGAAGAACCGCACAAGUUCGGUGAUGCAGAAUUGGGUGACAUGACAAAAUCGUAUAGGUAUCGUCUGUCUCUGUGUUACUCUCACAUAGUCACAUCAAGAUGCUGCACAUGACAUGAUGCGAUGGUGGCCUCGGCAGUUUGCAUAACAGGAGGCAGAAGCUGGAGAUGUUGGAUUUGUCUUAUAUGUCUAUUAAUAACAUGAUCACAGGUGUCGAGCUGAGCUACAGAUACAGAGUCUGGAACACUGGAGCAAUCUUAAUUAGUAUACUCCCUCCAUAAACAAAUACAAGUAUUUGUUUACAGAGGGAGUAAUAUACAUCCAGAAGUCAGCACAUAAAAGGUUAUAAUUAUCUAACAUAACGGAAUGUUUAAAGUAAAUCAUCACUGCGACCUUAGUUGAGUUUAUUAACCCAGCCACAUGAGCCUCCACUAGGACGAUUCUCAUGUAGCCGUGAUUUCUCUGGCUUUACUUUUAACGGUCCUUUUGAGGAAAAUGUUAUUGGCAUAAGAAAUCUGAAUUGGAUUCCUAAAAGAAGGAAAUCUGAAUUGGCAUCAACAAGUUGCAAGCAGUUGAAAUUCUCCAUUUUCUUCUUAAUUUUGUGUUCAAUCCCUUUAUCUGUCUUGUUUUAUGUUGUUAUUAAUGAUGAUACCCAACUUGCAGUUCUGAAAUCUGAACCUGUGAUUUGAUGAGGACUGUGGUUGCUUCCAGUUGCCUGCCACAGUGCUCACGGUUCAGCUACCAUUAUUUAACCUACCAGUGAUUUCUGUUUGUACUUUGUACCAUGAUUUCAGAACCAAAUGCACUUCCAAGGUUUGACCUUUUGUGCAAAAAAAUUCUGAGCCUUUUUUUUUGAAAAGUUGCAAACUGACUGUUGCAUUUGCUGUAUUUGACCCCCCAAAAGGAGAGGGCUGCUGCACAUUUACAGAAAUGACUGGUUGAUUGUUCAUGGAAAAUAGGUAUUCAGAUAUUCUUUUUGUAUACAUUCGUGACCAGAUAACCAGUAAUAUCCAUAUAAAUCAAGUGUGGAUCACUUGCUCUGUUCCUGUGAUGUGAUGCCUAUGGUUCCUGGUUACAGAACAUAUUGUGGAAGUGAACAGUAUAAAGUUAAUGGUCAAGGAUUGUGCCAUGAAUUUGCCAUUUCUUUUCAUCUUUGCGCUUCAAGCAAUCUGUUCCUAACUUGAUUGUUCUUUGCAAAUUUCUCUCUUCUGCCCCAAGUGCAUCAGACAGGAACCGUGUCCUCGGAGGUUGAGGGGGUGGAAGGCACGCAAAAUGAUCUUCCCGGCCUCUCCGUGGCCAAAGGAUUAAGCAAAUCUGCGCAGAACUCAGACGCCAAGAGCUUUCCAGGCAUGUUCAAAAGGACACAAUAUCUUCUUCGCGGUACAGUGGUAGGUGAAACUCCAAGGGCGAUUCGAUUUGACAGUGUGGGAGAAGACAGACAGGAGAGGAGGCAACAUCCUAUCAUAUAAGUAGAGUUCUUCCACUCAUUGCCAUGCUGCAGCAGGGUGAAGGAGAGAGUUCUUGGGGGAUGGCCAGUGAUCGUGGUAGAGCUGUACCACUCGGCCAAGCUCUUGGAUAUGGAAUCCAAGGCCAUGCUCCUCCCCCUGCCAACUUCCUGAGGGAGUUGCAACCGGCAGCCGCUGCUUACUUUGGCGAGUUGGAGGAGGCCCUUAUCCAUGGCACCUGCGCUGCCGGUAUCGAUCCUGUCAUGAUCGAAAGUGAUGCCCACACCAAGUCAGCGGCAGGAUAUCUCGCGGCUAGGCCCCCCACGCUGGAGAUCUUCCCUUCUUGGCCAAUGAGUCAUCUACAGCAGCCAUACAGUGGGAACUCGCAGUCAGUAGGGAGCACUGACUCCAGCUCCGCGCAGAACACAAUGUCACAGGCCGAGUUGGUGUCCCCAGUGAGCAUGAGGACCGACUCUGGGCAGCAGCAGCAGGACCAGCAGGAGGCGUUGAUGGUGACCAUUGAUGAUUACAACUACAGUCAAGGACUUGGGGCUGCACCAGCCACUGCACCAAGCUUUCAGCAACAUGCAGGAGCCCAAGAUAAGAGAAAGCAUGGAUCCACAAGAAAAGAUGGCAAGUUGGUAGAUCCCAAGACUGAAAGGCGAUUGGCGCAGAACAGAGAAGCUGCGAGGAAGAGCAGGCUGAGAAAAAAGGCUUAUGUUCAGCAGUUAGAAACAGGCCGGAUUAGGCUUCAGCAGAUCGAGCAAGAGAUUCAGAGAGGGCGCUCACAGGGUCUGCUCACGGGAGGAUGUAGCGCGCCCGGAGAGAUGAGUUCCGCCGCUGUGAUGUUCGACAUGGAGUACGCCCGAUGGUUAGACGAAGACAACAAGUACAUGGCGGAGAUUCAGGGCGCUCUGCAGGCCCAGGUCCUCGACGCGAACCUCGGCACCAUUGUCGAAGACUGCAUGCGGCACCACGACGAGCUGUUCCACCUGAGGGCCGUGCUCGCCAGGUCCGACGUCUUCCACCUCAUGACCGGCAUGUGGGCGACGCAGUCCGAGCGGUGCUUCCUCUGGAUGGCCGGCUUCCGGCCUUCUGAAAUCCUCAAGAUGCUGAUACCUCAGCUUGAUCCGUCGACGAAGCAGCAGCUGCUGGGGAUGUGCAACCUGCAGCAGUCAUCAGAGCAGGCCGAGGAGGCGCUCGAGCAGGGGCUAAAGCAGCUGCACCAGUCACUGGCCGACGCGGUGGGCGCUGGCCCUCUCAAUGACGGUGCAGAUGUUGCCAACUAUACCGGUCUCAUGGCUCUAGCUCUUGACAGGCUCGACAACCUUGAGAGCUUUUAUCGUCAGGCCGACAAUCUGAGACAGCAGACCCUGCAUCACAUGCGGCGGAUCCUCACCACCAGGCAGACGGCCCGGUGCUUCGUCUCCCUCGGAGAGUACCAUCGCCGCCUCCGCGCCCUCAGCUCCAUCUGGGCUUCACGCCCUCGCGAGAACUUCAUGAUGCCAGAGAAUGUCAGCUCUACAGCAACAGAGUUCCAGUCCGUUCACCAGCAGCCUCAGCAAAACCAGUUCUCCGGCCUCUGAAGCAUCGCACAAAUUCCGCCAACAAAAAACGCGAGGAGGCUGCAGCAUUGUUCCAUCGUCGUCGUUAAGAUAUUGGGAAAGGGGAAUAUCAUAUCACUAGCUAGGGAAAAGGAGCAGAAAGUAGGCCGGCCAAGGGCAAGAAACUAACUGGCCUGGCUCAUCGCCUGUGAUGUUCCUAUGGCUCUUGAACUGCACCAAGGGAGGGGUUAGCACCUUUGCAGGAAAUUUGGUGCAAAGCGUAGAGGGGGAUUAGGAAAAGGCAAGGGCCGGUGUGAGGGACGUGGACGUGGGUUAAGUUUGUAUGAUUAUCAGUAGAGUAGGCCAUUCCAUUUGAGAAAUGGGCGGAGGAAUAAACAAGUAAUCUGAUCCGAUCAUUUGCCAAAACGACACGGUCAGAUAAACCAGCCGUUACCUAAUUUGUCCCCUCACUAAAAUAAACCAUUACCUGAUUUACGAUGUUGCAA